Molecule: messenger RNA, 2051 nt
Organism: Salvia miltiorrhiza (redroot sage)
Lineage: Eukaryota; Viridiplantae; Streptophyta; Magnoliopsida; Lamiales; Lamiaceae
Exons: 13
Coding region: 653-1726 (357 amino acids)
Source: RefSeq, a predicted model, not a curated record
UUCUCAGUUAACAAUUUUCACACUAUUUAUAGUACUAUAUGUUCUCUUUCACAGCAAAGUCGUGGGAAUGUUGACGCAAAUCUUAAGAGUGGAUUUUGUGAAAAGUGGUGAUAAUUGCAACACACCAAUGUGAAGGAGUUUGAGCUCAUCUGCAGACAAAUUGGAAGUCAUAGGCAUCUGAUGUGAAGGACGAAAUCUCUAGUAGAAUCACAAGGAUUUAUCGAAGUCGAAUCUCAAUGAUAAGCUUCAUGUUUAUGGAAUCAUGGAACUUCAAUCAUAUCUUCUGAUUUAUUAAAUCAUUACUAAAAGGAAUGUUUGUAUUUGAUUAAUACCAUUCUUAACGAUAAGUUUAUUGACAACAAAACGUAACUUUGGUACGCUUUUUCUCUCGUUAAGUUGAGAGUUGGAAUUACUAUGGAAUGUGGAAAUCAUUAUUGAUCAUCUAAAAAUAAAAUACGAUUCCUAAAGAUUUGAAACUUUUUUUUAAAGCGAGAUUUGAACCUUUCUUGUUCAUUUGGUUAAUCAUGUUGUGCAGCAAAACUUCCCAUCCAUACACCAAAAAGUGCAAAAUCUACACAAACGACUUUGUGGUCAAACGGAAUUCACACAUUAUCUAAAACCACCGGCGGACUUCCAAAACCUCUGUUAUUCCAUGGCGGUGCCGCUCUUCAAUCUCUCUCCCGAUUUGGUUGUCUCAAGACUCUGCCUAGGGACCAUGACGUUCGGCGAACAGAACUCUCUGCCCCAGUCCUUCCAGCUCCUCGACAAAGCCUUCCAAUCCGGAAUCAAUUUCUUCGACUCCGCCGAAAUGUAUCCCGUGCCGCAGCGUGCCGAGACUCAAGGCAGGAGCGAGGAAUAUCUCGGACGUUGGAUUCGGUCUCGUAAUAUCCCGCGAGAUCGUGUAGUGCUUGCUACGAAGGUUUGUGGGCCAUCAGGGCAAAUGACUUGGAUACGAAAUGGACCAGAAAGUAUUGAUUCCCGGAAUAUAGCCGAGGCACUUGACAAUAGUUUGCUGCGCCUGCAAAGUGAUUACAUUGACUUGUAUCAACUUCAUUGGCCGGACCGCUAUGUUCCUAUGUUUGGAGAAACCGAGUUUGAUUCUCACCGGACCUUUCCCUCUGUUAGUUUUGAGGAACAACUUAUCGCUCUGGACAAAGCUAUUUGUUCUGGUAAGAUAAGAUACAUUGGACUAAGUAAUGAAACGCCGUAUGGUCUCAUGAAGUUCCUUCAUGUUGCUGAAGGUGUCUCUUCCAAUGCUAGAGUAGUCUCUGUGCAGAAUGCUUAUAACCUUCUCUGCCGAAAUUUUGAUUCUGGAAUGGCCGAAUGCUGUCACCAUGAGAGGGUAAGCUUACUGGCGUAUAGCCCUUUGGCAAUGGGAAUUCUUUCUGGGAAAUAUCUCUCACUUGAUGGAGGUCCAAGUGAUGCUCGUUUGAAUCUUUUCAAAGGGAGGUAUGCUGAAGGGGAGUCGAGAUACAACCUGUCAGAUGGUAUCAUUGGAAAAGCAGCCGGGUUAUAUUAUUCCAUUGCAAAGAAGUAUGAUGUUCAUCCUGUAUCACUUGCUAUAGCUUUUGUUUUGAGACACCCUCUUGUGGCCAGUGCUGUUUUUGGAGCCACAAAGCUGUGGCAGCUCCAAGAGGUGCUUGAUGGUUGCAGAGUCGAGCUUACUCCAGAUAUAGUUGCAGAAAUUAACGAGGUGCAUUCAGCAUUUCCCAACCCCUGUCCCUAGAAAAAGUGUUGGGAAGAGUUCAGAUUAACGCUCUAACAGAGUAGUCUCUCAUGCUUAGAAGAGUGAAGGGAAUGUCUAAAUGCUUUCGUAUAACCGGAAAACAAGGCUGCUUAGUUAACCAAUUCAUUCGCAGCCUCUUCCCUCUUCGCCGUUGCUCGUGUUUGUGCGAUGCAAAUUAUUAGCCCAUUUGGUUACAUAACUGCUUAUAUUGGGGAAAAAAUAUUAUUCUUGAUAUAGCAGGUGUUUGAAGGCUGUUAGUGUAUACAUUCAUUCGUACGAUGUCUUGGUCAUGAUAAUAUUAUGAAAUGAAUUAUGCUAUUCUGAA